This is a messenger RNA of Ostertagia ostertagi, 510 nucleotides long. Lineage: Eukaryota; Metazoa; Nematoda; Chromadorea; Rhabditida; Trichostrongylidae. The record is from the annotation of a GenBank genome assembly.
AUGGCGCAUACCGCGGGAGUGUCUUACAUUAACAAUUUUGCCCCUUUUCAGCUCUAUAGCCGUCUAAUCCCAGAAUGGCUGGUCGAGUACUCUUGGUGUGUAACUUCAGUUUUGUGGUCAUUGAAGUUACUGGAUUACAUGCGGGUAUUCCGCCAACUCGGACCAUACAUAACCAUGGCGGCAGAGAUGAUUCCUCGAAUGCUGCCAAUUCUUGCAAUGUUGUUCGUUUCGCUGUUGUCGUUCGGCCUCGUUCGUGAAGCGAUCACCUAUCCUUACGAGAACUGGCACUGGCUACUUCUUCGAAACAUUUUCUACAAACCGUACUUCAUGUUGUAUGGUGAAGUCUACGCACCGGAGAUCGACGUCUGUGGAGAUGAGAUGUGGGAGGCCCACAUUGAAGCAGACGUGCCAAUCGGAUCGGAUACGCUUAAUAUCACGGGUGAGUUUUUGAAAAUUUUUCACUCACUUAGUUCAUUUGGAAACAUUCUCACAGGAACGAGAAACAUUUAG